GCAGCCAGUGAGCUGUGUGGCUCUGGCCAUGAAGCCGCAGCCGCCGGGCUAGGCCCGGGGCGGCUCCACGCCUGGGCAGCCCGCAGAGGGCUGGGCCGGUUCCCGGCUCGGGUUCCCAGGGCGGCAGGUGGCCGCUCACCAUGCCCGGCAAGCAUCAGCAAUUCCAGGACCCUGAGGUUGGCUGCUGCGGGAAAUACUUUCUGUUUGGCUUCAACAUUGUCUUCUGGGUGCUGGGAGCCCUGUUCCUGGCCAUCGGCCUCUGGGCCUGGGGUGAGAAGGGCGUUCUUUCCAACAUCUCAGGGCUGACAGAUCUAGGCGGUCUUGACCCCGUGUGGCUGUUUGUGGUGAUUGGGGGAAUCAUGUCAGUGCUGGGCUUUGCCGGCUGCAUUGGGGCCCUCCGGGAAAACACCUUCCUGCUCAAAUUUUUCUCUGUGUUCCUCGGCCUCAUCUUCUUCCUGGAGCUGGCGGCCGGGAUCCUGGCCUUCGUGUUCAAGGAUUGGAUCCGAGACCAACUUAACCUCUUCAUCAACAACAAUGUCAAAGCCUACCGGGACGAUAUUGACCUUCAGAACCUUAUCGACUUUGCUCAGGAAUACUGGUCUUGCUGUGGAGCCCGAGGGCCCAAUGACUGGAACCUCAACAUCUACUUCAACUGCACUGACUUGAACCCAAGCCGCGAGCGCUGUGGGGUGCCCUUCUCCUGCUGUGUUAGGGACCCUGCGGAAGACGUCCUCAAUACCCAGUGUGGCUAUGACAUCCGACUCAAACUGGAGCUGGAGCAGCAAGGCUCCAUCUACACCAAAGGCUGCGUGGGCCAGUUUGAGAAGUGGCUCCAAGAUAACCUGAUUGUGGUGGCCGGGGUCUUGGUGGCCAUUGCCCUCCUCCAGAUAUGUGGCAUCUGCUUGGCCCAGAACCUCGUGAGUGACAUCGAGGCAGUAAAGGCCAACUGGUGAGGCUGCCGGGGGUGAUGGCCACAUGCCUGGCCCACAGGGCUGUAGUGGGGGCCUCCUAGGACGCUCUGCCUCACUCACAAUGGCAAGGCCUGUGGGACGUCUGUUAUGACCUGAGCCCGAGGCUCUGUGAGCAUGGUACUCAGGAAGCCACUGAGGCUGGACUGGGGCUGAACUGGGGCUGUACUGGGGCUGGACUGGGGCUGUUUACCACAGAGCUGUGUGUGUGGGGUGUACACAUGUGUGUGUGUGUGUGUGUGUGUGUGUGUGUGCGUGUGCCUGUGCCUGUGUGUGCGUGUGCGUGGCAUGCACGUGUGCGCACUCGUGAGUACACCUGGAGUCUCCACCCCGCUGCUGUGAGGUGGUGGCCCUUCCAGAGCUCUAAGGGAGAUGGAGCCAGGAGGGUAGGGCAUGUACCUGCGUCCCCUAGUCUACUGUGGGAUGUAUCCCUGUGUGGCUUAGGAGCCUGCUGUCUCAGACCACUCCAUAUUCACCAUGACCUUGAACCUGCCUGGAGCUCACCUUGGCCUCAGUGUCACAGCCUCUGAAAUGGGUCCAAGAAUCCUCUCUGUCUCUCUCUCUCGCUUGCCUCUCAGGACCACACAUGGUGAUGGCUACGAGCGACUCAAUAAACACUUUGAAAAACAG
This is a messenger RNA of Rattus norvegicus (Norway rat), 1598 nucleotides long. It is a transcript of the gene Tspan17, whose product is annotated as tetraspanin 17. NCBI's taxonomy places the organism in Eukaryota, Metazoa, Chordata, Mammalia, Rodentia, Muridae. Gene Ontology annotation, cellular component: membrane; plasma membrane. The transcript has 8 exons. The record is from RefSeq and is marked validated. Bases 141 to 953 code for a protein of 270 amino acids.